AUGUCUCCUACGUCACCUUUACGUCACGUAAUGUUAAAUGGCGUACUACAACAGCAUGCUGUUAGCUCAAACGGAAAAUAUGCAGAUCUGCUUGGUGCAGUACCAAUUGCUGAUCCAAUGUCAAUUCCAAGCAACGAUCAAACUCUUAGAAAAUUAUUGAAAAAAUUAACUACUGACGAUGUAUUGGAUGAAGAAUUUGCGCUUAUUCCAAAUCGACGAAUGUCUGCUGGCGUUUCGACUAGUCAGAAACCAGAAAAUUUGAAGCGUAAUCGUUCAAGAUCAAUAGUACCAUAUGAAGACACACGAAUUAUGCUUCAUUCAAAACAAUCCAAUCCAACUGGUUAUAUAAAUGCUUCUAAUAUUCAGAUACCAAUUGGUAAUCGAUUAUUACGGUAUAUUUUGGCACAAGCACCACUUCCAGAUACAAUUGAAGACUUCUGGCAGAUGAUUUGGGAAUCUGGCACACAACUCAUCGUGAUGCUCUGUGAUGCGCAAGACUUCAAAAAUACAGCAAUACCAAUUUACUGGCCUCAAAAGUUAAUGGCCAAAUUACAGUUAUCGGAUCAUUCAGUUAUGUUACUUUCGAAUACAAUAAGUAAGCAUCAGAUUACAAUGAUAUUUCAACUGAGUAAUAAUAUUAGCGGUGAACGACGUACAAUUUAUCAUCUUCGAUUGAUGGGCUGGAUUACUGGUGGAAUACCAGCAGACGUGAAUUCAUUUUUAGGUUUUAUGGAUGCUGUUAAUAGUGUUCGACGACAUUUAGAAAAUGAAUUACUGAAUGAAACUAAUUAUGGAAACGUUAAUUUUUCAAAAAAAACUCGUAAUAACAGUCAGUUAAAUUUAACGGAUCUAACAAAUCGCAAUAACAGAACAAACACAAAUAAUGAUUUUGGCUACUAUAACUGGUGUAAAAAAGGAUUACAUAUGGUCAAUAAUGCACUACAUUAUUCGCCUUCCAAUACUGUUUCAAAUGAAUGUUCAUCAGCCGAGAGUAGUGGAUUCAUAGGUUCAGAAAUGCCAGCAACAGUAAUACACUGCUUAACAGGUUCACAUGAAUCUGGUGUUUAUCUUUUGAUAGAACUACUUAUACAUUGCAUUGAGCAUAAUAUGAGUAUUGAUAUUGGUAAAACUUUAGCACUGCUACGACAACAACGCAUGUGCUUGGUUAAAACUGUCGAACAAUACCGUUUUGUUUAUUCUGCAGUUAUUAAUUAUUUGCAAAAAUCGCGACUUAUUUAA
This is a messenger RNA of Thelazia callipaeda (thelaziosis nematode), 1239 nucleotides long. Lineage: Eukaryota; Metazoa; Nematoda; Chromadorea; Rhabditida; Thelaziidae. The record is from the annotation of a GenBank genome assembly.